AAGUAAAAAUGGCUGAAAAUGGCUCGGAAAAGAAAUAAGAGCAGAACUUUAAAUGUGUCCAGUGGCAAUAACAUCGAAAACAUCGAGGGCUCAAGAUCAGUCACCGACACAGAAUCACAGGAAAACAGGCUCAGUCAAACUUACUUGGAGACAGAGAACAGUACCUGCACUUUUAGUGAACAAAGUUGUGUCGUGAAAGGACCCCAGGAAUCUUGCCCAAGGCCAAAUGAAACAGAAAGUAGAAAACACGUCGACUGUCUUUCCGGAUAUCAUCAGUCUCUUGAAGUUCUGGCGACAGAUGAAAAUAGUCGUAGCGCCAGCGUAGGGGCUCUGUCCCUAAAUACGCGAAAAAGAAAAAUCCACCUGUCUACUGCAGACUGUCUUUCGCUGACACAAUCGUCAAAAGCUCUGUCCAAACCAUUCGAAAUUCCAAAAAGUAAUAAAGAUCCAAAUAGAGGCCUACAACCUAGAUUUAGGAAGAAAUCAAAAAGUGUCUGCCAUCCAAAUGACAUUAAAAAUAUCAAAUCUGAUAUUGAACAUGUAGAAGUAGAUGGUUGCAGUUUUCCAAACGAAAAUGUUAAUGAAUCGACAGCACACUCUCCUGUCAAGAAAGGCCCGUUUGUCGAAAGUAGCUUUGAACAUUCUGUCAUAUCAUCUUUAGGAUCUUCACAUCAGCAAUCAGGAUUUUCAAAGGCUUCCAGUUUAAUAUCCAGUCAGCCAGUCAAGACUGAAGUAAUAAGAGACCAGGAAACACGUCAAGGCUUACACUCGUCUAGUCAACCUAGCAGUAACUUUACAGCAGCAUCUAGUUUACUUGGACUAACAGCAUCCCAGUUGGAGACAGGGGGCUUUCAGUCAUCAAAAGGAGCUGUGAACAGUAUAUACAAAAGGAGAAACAGUAAAUUGCAACGCGCAAAGGACAGUGCAGGACCAAAUCAGAAGAAUAUUUCAAGCUUCUUCACCAAAACAAAAGUUCACUCAACGUCACCAGUAAAGAUUAAGAUGGAGACACGUAACAAUAUUGAGGAGGAGAAUGAAGAGUUUGUUCCGUUAACAUACAGAAGCCCAUCAAAGAUGUAUUCUCCAAUCAAACAGAUGUCAGGUGCCAUCUACAUCAAUGAUGACAGCAGCAGUCCACAGUCAUCACAGUCAGAUAAUUAUGGACAAUCUACAAAACAUAAGUUUCAGGAGAAUACUUUUGUGAAAAAACUAUUUGAUGGUCAAAAAGCUCUGGCAGCAGGACAGCCAUUACCAAAGAAAAGAAGAACGGAUACGAGUCGUACUCCUCAGUCCACCGUAUCAGUGUGUUUGACAAAUGCCAAACCAAACACAUCAUUCUCAACUUUUAGUAGCAAAGAUAGUAGGCAAACAACAGAGACAAUAUACAAGCAAACAUAUGGGCUGCUUGGAGAGGGUUCUGGAUCAGCAUUUGCAGAUGUAAAUUUGCAAAAUAAAACAAACUAUUUUGAAGUUCUGCCCAUUGAUUUGAUAGAACACAUAUUCUGCCAACUCCCAAUUCUUGAUUUGUGCCUGAACAGCAACAGAGUGUGCCAACAGUGGAAUGACAUUAUUUCAGAUAGAAAGUUUGUGCCAUGGAAGAAGAAAUACCACAUGCUGAAGAAAGGCUAUGGAAAUACUCUGGCUGAAAUCAAAGGGAUAAUGGCCAGUGCUGGAAUGUCUCUGCCUUCAAUGUAUCUUAAAGGAUUGAUACGGCACAUGAAGGACUUCAAGCCUGUGACAGCCAGCAAUAUGACCAAGUGCCUCAAGGCACAUCCCAAAUAUGGUUGGGCCACUGCUCUGAUCAGGGAAAGAAUUCCUGAAUGUAUCGAACGUGAGGAAGCCAACCCCUGGUGUGUGGUUACUGCGUUGGUUGUUAUCUCAGACAGUCUAGCUGACAUACAGGCUAUCAUAGAGGCACUGACAGUCAGCCUCUCUCAGUGUACGUCCAUGGAGGUCCUGGAGUGUCUAUACUGUAUUGCAACCUUCCUAUAUACUUUCCGGCUGAAGGCUGGGGCUGAUGUGUGGAGUGGCAUGCACUAUCGAGUGUUCUAUGCCCUGUACCUGUAUGAGAAUACGUCCGUGACCAGCCACAGCAUGCUUCAAGAGUCCAUGACAUCAGCCAACACCGGUCAGCAGACCAUCGUAAAGUAUAGCCGAGGGGACACACUAGUACGACUGACGCACGAACAGCUGAGAAUUGUCAAGCAUUCCCCUCAAAAUGGUGACUGUGUCAAGAUUGUAGCCUUUGCAGGUACUGGCAAGACAACAACUCUUGUUCGAUUCACCCAGCUGAGACCUGACAAGAAGUUCCUUCUCGUUGUCUACAACAAGUCAGUUCGGGAACAUGCGAUGAAGACGUUCCCUCACAAUGUCACCUGUAAAACAGGUCAUGCCUUGGCCUUUGCCUCUGUAGGACGCAGAUAUGCUGCACGGAAGAAGUUGAGAAAUCUGAAGGUGUAUGACAUAUCCCAGAUCCUUCCCUCCAGAAAGGGAGACAACCUGUUUGUUAGGGCAAAGUUUGUAAUGGAGACCAUUAACAACUUCUGCAGCUCUGACAAUGAUAACAUCACCAGCGCUCACGUUCCUGACUCGAGGACAGAUGACAGUGGCGGUGUAGUGUCUAUAGACCAUGCUACCAAGAUGAGGUAUGUGGAGGAUGCUGAGUAUCUGUGGAAGAGGAUGAAGGACUAUGAUGACACUCGGGUGGGGAUGACGCAUGACGGGUACCUCAAGAUGUAUCAGCUGUAUCGACCCAAACUCCUUGAGUAUGACAUGAUCCUUAUCGACGAGGCUCAGGAUUUGACACCAGCCGUCAUACGCAUCAUGAUGAAUCAAACACAGGCCAAGAUCCUGGUGGGAGAUCCGCAUCAGCAGAUAUACUCCUUCCGUGGUGCAGUCAAUGCUAUGCAACAGAUCACUGCAUCACACACAUUCUACCUUACUCAGUCUUUCAGAUUUGGUCCCGAGAUAGCCCAGGUUGCUGCAAGCUGUCUCGAGGUGUUCAAGUGUGUCAGACAGAAGACCAUCGUGGGCCACGGCAAGCCAGGUACACUUCUUCUGUCACAAGCUCAUCACAAGACUGAAAUGAAAGAUAACCUCCCAGUCAUUACAGACAGAAAGUAUCAGUAAACUAUUA
Molecule: messenger RNA, 3136 nt
Organism: Haliotis rubra (blacklip abalone)
Lineage: Eukaryota; Metazoa; Mollusca; Gastropoda; Lepetellida; Haliotidae
Product: F-box DNA helicase 1-like
Exons: 12
Coding region: 19-3129 (1036 amino acids)
Biological process (GO): replication fork processing; double-strand break repair via homologous recombination
Cellular component (GO): nucleus
Molecular function (GO): ATP binding; 3'-5' DNA helicase activity; DNA binding
Source: RefSeq, a predicted model, not a curated record